This is a messenger RNA of Dipodomys ordii (Ord's kangaroo rat), 1724 nucleotides long. Its product is annotated as F-box/WD repeat-containing protein 12-like. The transcript has 9 exons. The record is from RefSeq and is a predicted model, not a curated record. The coding region runs from base 82 to 1311 and encodes 409 amino acids. Gene Ontology annotation, molecular function: protein binding. Lineage: Eukaryota; Metazoa; Chordata; Mammalia; Rodentia; Heteromyidae.
GUCUGGAAUGAAGUUUCAAGCACCAAAGAACUGUGGAGGCAGCUGUGUCUGAGACGCUGGUCCUCCUGCAGAGCCUCUCAAAUGGUCCCUGGCACACAAACAUGGAAACAGUACUAUCUCUCCCGGUCUGAGCUGGAGUUUCGAGUGGAAUCUGGGCGGCCCGAGGACUUUGUUUACAAAACUAUUGCUGGGCAUACAGGACAGAUAAAUCAGCUGGCUUAUGUGUCGACCAAUGAGUACCGGUUUGACGGAACAGAGAAGUCUGUGGUCUGCACUGUGUCUGCGGAUUGCACUGUGCGUGCCUGGGAUUUGUGUGAGGGCACAGAGAUCUGGUCCAGCCCUGCGCAGCCAGCUCCUCUGGUGAAUUUGGUGACCUACCCUCAGCAGCAGCUAGUCAUCACUGUGGACACAGAAGGAUUGAUAAAAGUGUGGGGAGCAGAGACUGGAUGUGAGGGGGCUUCCUUCUCCUUACUGAAUUCCUGUGCUGCAGUCGAGGCCUAUGACCAGCCUGAGAAUCCCUUUCUGCUGGUAGUCUGUGCCAGAGGAAACCUCUAUACACUGUUGGUGCCUCAACUGAAAAUGGUCUCCAAGGUGACCACAUUACUCCAUACCUCCUUGGGCUUCUCAGGUUCACCUGAUAGACAGUGGGUAAUUAUAUUCCCGAAGGAUUUGGAACUAGGUCCACAGGUCUUCGACAUUGAAUCUCUGCUGGACCCAUUGGAAGAAGAGCCUGUCUGCACUGUCCUCCCUGUCAGUUUGACUUUCAAGGCCUGCUGGGCCCCAGUUGAGGCAGCCAGGCUGAUUGUGAUGCACAGAAAUUGUGAUUGCACACAGAUGAUGGUCACUACCUUUGAGUUAAAGGCGGAUAAGUCCAGGGGUAGAGUGACCACUCUGGUGCAACAGAUUGUCAGCUUCUCUUUGCCGGACACCAUGAUGCCUCCUUACCUCAUGCAAAGCCAUGGCUCUCAGGUGAUCCUGCUGGCCUGUGGCUCAAAGCUGGUGCUAUUCACCAUAUAUGGCCACCAUUUGACAACCUUCCAGGACCACCAGAGAUCCAUCACAUCCUUGUGGGUGGAUGCAAACCAAGUUAUCUCCUCCUCCUUGGACCUCUCUUUGCGCAUCUACACAUGGAAUAAGGAAAAUAAAAUCCCAGCCCUCAGGAGCUGCUAUCACUUGCUUGGAGGAUCCCACAGAUGGGCCAAUGGAUUUAUCCUUGUGAAAAGUGAUAGCAGGAGCAUUGUGGCUGUGGAAGACAGAAGCAACGGAAUAAGUAUUCUGAGGUCAUAUUGCUUUAAAGUUCGGCAUAACUGAAAGUUAUUUUAUCAGUUGAAGAGUUUCUCAUUGUUGGUAAACAGCUUGCAUGCAUACAAAGACUAAGUUAUGUUAUCCACAUUGGGAAAGUAAUUAGUAGUUCUCAGAGGCCUGCUCUAUACCAAAUGCAUUGAGCUCUGUGACUUGACUUCUCACAAGAAGCCAAUGAAAUAUGUGCAAUAAAUAAUGAUGUUUCUUUUUCUGGAAAAUGAGAUUCAAAAGGGGGUGACUAGACAUUCUUAGUCCCAUUUUCUUGUUGCUGACUAACUUAAGAUUUUUAAGUCCUAAGUGGCAAACAAUUUGAAUGUUUGACUAUUGGGAAACUAUUAUUGUUGUAAAGUUAUUAGAAUUACACUGUUGUUUUUGUUAUCCAAAUAUGUAAUUAACCGAGUAAAAUAUUUUUUAUCUUUCUA